This is a messenger RNA of Melampsora larici-populina 98AG31, 1410 nucleotides long. RefSeq lists its product as uncharacterized. The coding region runs from base 1 to 1410 and encodes 469 amino acids. The transcript is spliced from 4 exons. NCBI's taxonomy places the organism in Eukaryota, Fungi, Basidiomycota, Pucciniomycetes, Pucciniales, Melampsoraceae. The record is from RefSeq and is a predicted model, not a curated record.
AUGCGGUCUUACGGGGAAUUGAAAUCUGAUAUUUUGCAUCUAGCAAACAACUGCGACUUUCUACGCCCUGCUACCACUGACGAUCACACCUACACGAGGUUUGCAAACCCUCCCCAACUCGACAAAUCAGACCUUGAUGAAGGGAUGUACUGGUGUGUGAACAGCGCUAUGGACGCGCUUUUUGGUGAAGACGUGAUAGAUAAACACCUUUUCUCUGGUCGCUAUGGGAUGGAGUAUGUGCUGAGAUGGCUUGACAAAGCACGAGAGCAUGUAACGUGGGACAAAAAUUCGGAUCUACUUCUCAAUGUCAAACUUGAAAAGAUUCGUAAAAAAUUGAUUGAAAAUGGAGCCCUUCUGCCUGAACCGGAUCAUCAUCGUACACCUAGUCCUAAGGCCACAAAGGGAAAAAAGCGACGAGUGAUCUCGGAGACAAUUGUUUCACCAAUCAAAAUAGUUGACAUAAAGGGUGUAUCCCCUCCAGCCAAGCGGUUACAAAUCGAGUCGAAAUCAUCAAGAUCCGAUCAUUUGAAUACCAAUAAUGAAAAUACUCCCGACAUCGAAAUACUAUCUUGCUCUAUCGUAACUUCUGCAAAACUAAAACCGUCAAAAUCUUCAACUUCCUCAACAUCUGCUGGCCAUUUAGACGCCGAGGAUGAAAAUACUAGUGAACUCGAGAUAAUAUCUUGCUCAAUUGUAAAUUCUGCAAAACAAAAACCGUCAAAAUCUUCAAACUCGAAGUCUACCAAAAAGAAUUCUAAUUCAGCUCCUACAAUUCAAAGUCAUCACACGAGUAAAUCAAAAUCAAAGACUUUGGUGCACGGCACUAGGCCAGUUUCAACAGUGUUGACCGGCUGCCCACUCACAAGUGGAGAGAUGAUAUGUACACGAUGCAAACUGAAAGACGAUGAGAACGGACUUGAGUUUCUGUGUCAUUGUGGCCACAAGGGCAUCAAACUUUAUGGAGGUCGGGCUCAGAAUGCAGAAGUUCACUGGGAAUCAAAGAAAUGUACCUCUGCAACUCGAGAGAUACGACAGACUGCUUCUGCGGCCCUAUUCUUUUCAAAAUUUGUCCCAAGCAAAGAGCCUAUCAUCUCGAAACCUCUCGUUCCAUGCGCUGGGAUCAAUGACAAGACCUGGAAGCGACCGAAGGCGACACGAGACAUUCUUGCAUGUAUCAAGGGUGCUUCAAAUAUCUACCACGGGUGUCGGCCUCGAGAAGUUAUAUGUAAAGAGAUGUUUGGUUUUUCAGCGCACAGCAAACUAAAUGAUGAUCAGAGACAGCGCUGGCAAAAUCAAUUCAAAGCCGAAGCGACAUGGUGGAUUAAUCGUAGCUCACCUUUCCAAACAAUCCAUUCUACCAAAUGCCUGGGUACUCUCCCUCGAGUCUUACUACAGGGAUUCAACUCUUAA